AUGGAUCGAAUGUUUGCUCCAGAAUAUUUUGACAUGAUAUUUAGAUUUCUUCUGACUUAUAAAGAUUUGCAUUCUUGUCUCUUAGUCAAUAGACAUUGGGCUACUUGUGCCGUUCCAAUUUUAUGGGAAGCACCCUUUAAAAUUAAAGACAACUAUAUUCCAUCUCCAAAAGUGAUAAAAACCUACCUUGCAUUUAUACCAGAUAGUACUUUUCUCAAAUUAGGAUAUAAUAGAAGAAUUGGGCUGUCAAUUACUAGGCCUCUGUUUUUUAACUAUCCAUCAUUUCUUAAAGAGCUUUCAUAUGACCAAUUCCUUAAUGCAGCUAUAGCAAACAAAUGUUGUAAAGAUAUUAUAACUGAAUUAUUUAAAAUAUUUGUUAUGCAUAAUGUAAUAUUACGCAAACUUGAUAUCUAUAACAAUCUUAAUUAUUAUCCUGGCAUCCUGAAUAAUUUAAGAUCUUGGGUUCUUCCUCAUUUUUCUGAAUGCACUUCUAUAUUCAAUAGAUUGACUUAUUUUAAUUGCAGCGACCAUUGGGAAAUUCAAAAAACUCAGCUUUUUAAUAUCAUUGCAGAGAACUGUCAUAAUAUUGAAAAUCUUAAAGCUAGUAUUUGUUAUAAGGAUGAAGGAAUGGCUUUAGCAUUCCUCAUUCGUUCUCAAAAGCAUUUAAAAAAGUUCUCUCUGAUUAACAGCAAUAAAUUUGCAUCAUUUCCUGUUCUAGCUCUCAUGGAUCAGAAACAUUCACUUAAAAGCGUUACAUUUAAAGAUAUGCAUCAAAAGAGGAUUAAGACAAUAUAUUUCAAUUAUUCUGCUUGUCAAUUAAAUAGUAGCGCUAUCAAUUUACUGACUCAGUGUACAAAUAUCAACAAAUUAAAGUUUAAACACUGUGAAGGGCUCAACUCCCCUGCAUAUUUUUCUCUCGGCACUGCUUUUUCGAACUUAACAUCUUUAGAAUAUUCUUAUGGUGAUUAUAACAUUUAUGAUGACAUGAUUCCCGUUCAGUUAUUAUCUGAUCUCAUUAUGACAAGUUGCAAUACACUUAAAAAAAUUGUACUUGACUGGUAUAUUCUUUUUCAUCUUGAUAUUACUCAACUUGUUAAAAUGAUUGCACAACAUGUGGUAAACCUUGAAUAUUUAAAAAUUCCACUUAAUACAUUAGAACAACUUGCUCUAAUUCACAGAACAUAUAGUCCAUUAAGGAGGCUUGAAAUUCAUUUGGACAAAAAAAUAAAUCUACAUUGUGCUCUUUCUCUUCUUGCAAAUGUUCCACUCAAAAGUCAUGAGCAUUCAAUUCAAUUAUCCUUUGGUCAUAAUAAAAAUUUCGAUCUAAAAAUCAAUCAACUAAAUCAGAUCUUUGAAUCCAUUUUUUAUAAAAGUAAUCGGAUUGUUGAUUUUAUUUUACAUCUGAAUAAUGGUUCAAUAGAGAAGAGAGUGUUACUUUUAAGAAAUUACCCGAGACUUAAGAUUAAUAUUUUAAGUGGAAGUAUUUUGAAUAGACACUUGCCAGAUGUCAUAAGAAUAAUUCCUGAAAGGUGCAGUUGUAACGAAUUGCUUGAAAUUUGUAAUAAUUUACUAAAAAUAAAUUCAAAUGAUAUAUGGGCAUUAAAGCAACAUUUAAAUAAAUCAUUAGAAAUCGAUCCAAAUAAUGCCAAUUCUUUAGGAAUCCGUGGAAGGACUCAUUAUAUGGCAGGAAAUUAUGAAAGUUCACUCAAAGAUAUAAAUAAAUCACUGAGAAUUGAGCCGACUAACGCAAUUGCAUUAGGAUAUUUAUUUUCAAAAAUUUGUCUUUUAGUUCAAAAUUAUGAAGAAGGUUUUCAAGAUUGUUUUGAAUCUA
Messenger RNA from Cetraspora pellucida, 1831 nucleotides. NCBI's taxonomy places the organism in Eukaryota, Fungi, Glomeromycota, Glomeromycetes, Diversisporales, Gigasporaceae. The record is from the annotation of a GenBank genome assembly.